GUUGUCCAGAAACAUCGGUAAAGAGCACGGCAGCCUUCAGAAUCGUUCCCUGCCAAUUGCUGACACAGGCAGCCCUAAUGAAUCAUUCUGAAUUGUGAUCAUGUGCCUCCAGCCGUCAGUGAGCUGCCAAAGAGGAAGUGCAGCUUGUUUUCUUUCUCUCAUUUUCUUGGUUCCUAUGCUGCUGUAGGAAGAUGAAAGGAGGAGGAAGCAGGAGCAGAAGCAGCCAAACUGAAUAAGCAACUCUUGACGAUUUCUGAUCUCAAAUGGAGGCCUCUGAGUGGGACCCACUGAAAAAUGACACCCUGCCACCAACUCUGACACCAGCUGUCCCUCCGUAUGUGAAGCUGGGCCUGACCACUGUAUAUACUAUUUUUUAUUCCCUCCUCUUUGUGUUUAUCUACGUCCAGCUUUGGCUGGUCCUCCACUACAGGCACAAGAGGUUCAGUUACCAAACUGUGUUUCUGUUUCUGUGCCUAUUUUGGGCCUCGCUUAGGACUGUGCUCUUUUCAUUUUACUUCAAAGAUUUUGUCACAGCAAACUCUCUCAGACCCUUCAUCUUCUGGCUUCUCUAUUGCUUCCCAGUUUGCCUCCAGUUUUUCACACUGGCACUGAUGAAUCUUUACUUCACUCAGGUGAUUUUCAAAGCUAAGUCAAAGUACUCUCCAGAACUACUUAAAUACCGGUUGCCUCUCUAUCUGGCUUCUCUCUUCAUCAGUCUCCUCUUCCUCUUGGUGAAUUUAACGUGUGCUGUGUUGGUGAGAACAGAGAAUUCAGAGAGGAAAGUCAUUGUCUCUGUCCGGGUGGCAAUUAAUGACACAUUGUUUGUUCUGUGCGCCAUCUCACUCUCCAUCUGUCUGUAUAAGAUUUCCAAGAUGUCAUUAGCCAACAUUUACUUGGAAUCCAAGGGUUCAUCUGUGUGUCAGGUGACAACUAUAGGCGUGACCGUUAUACUACUAUAUACCUCAAGAGCCUGUUACAAUUUAUUCAUCUUAUCAUUUUCGCAAACCAAGAAAGUCAAUUCUUUUGAUUAUGACUGGUACAAUGUAUCAGAUCAGGCAGAUCUGAAAUGUCAGCUGGGAGAUGCUGGGUACGUUGUAUUUGGAGUGAUCCUCUUUAUCUGGGAGCUGCUGCCCACUUCCUUAGUUGUGUACUUCUUCCGUGUUCGAAACCCUACAAAAGAUCUGACAAAUCCAGGAAUGGUACCAAGCCAUGGAUUCAGUCCACGAUCCUAUUUCUUUGACAACCCUCGGCGAUAUGACAGCGACGAUGAUCUGGCCUGGAACAUUUCACCACAAGGCACGCAGGGCAGUUUCUCUCCAGAUUAUUAUGAUUGGGGACAUCAACACAACAGUUUCAUGGCUUACAUAGGAUCAUUGCAGCCAGAGUCAACAAUGGACACAGAACGACCAAGCCCUAUAUAGUUCCAGUCAAUGACAGUAUUAAGCCAUUCCAUAUUAAAAAAAUAUUUUGAAAAACAAAGUUCAGGAAUUUUC
This is a messenger RNA of Chelonoidis abingdonii (Abingdon island giant tortoise), 1493 nucleotides long. NCBI's taxonomy places the organism in Eukaryota, Metazoa, Chordata, Testudines, Testudinidae. The record is from RefSeq and is a predicted model, not a curated record.